AUGAACAAUCAAAAUGCAGAAAAUCCUAACGCACAACCGGAUUUAUUGAAUGCAGGUGACGUUGUUGCCGAUCGCUUUAUUGUCGAAGAAAAAAUUGGACAAGGAAGUUUCGGGCAAAUUUAUAGAGGAAACGAUAAGUUCAGUAAACGCACAGUCGCUGUGAAAGUCGAACCGGAACAAAAGGGAGUCUUAAGUGGCUCACCCAAUGACCCACGCCGUUUAGUCAUCGAACAACAAGUUCUUUUAGCUUUGCGUGAAAAGAAAAACAUCCCAGAAAUAUACGCCAGCGGUAAAACGUGCGGAAACUGCCCAUAUAUUGUAAUGCAAAUAUUAGGAAAGAAUCUGACAACACUACGAAAAGAAAGAAAGGUACCGAAGUUUACUGCAUCAACGGCUUUCCGAACUGGCGAACAAAUAGCUCAUGCGCUGCAGUAUCUGCAUGAAUCAAGGUACAUACACCGUGACAUUAAACCUUCAAAUUGCUGUAUUGGCGUUCCACCUUUCAGUGGUGUCAUAUAUCUCGUUGACUUUGGAUUGUGUAGGAAAGUAUCUGAUGCACAAGGCAUGUGGCACGUUUCAUUACCCAAGUCGAUAUUUAAGGGAACUUUACGAUACGCUUCCUUAAAUUCAAUCAAGACCCGCAGAUGUGGUCCAUCUGAUGAUCUCAUUGGGUGGACUUACUCUAUAAUUGAAUUGGCACUAUCAAAACUACCGUGGGCAAGAAGCACACCACGAGAAAUGAUACGCCAAAAGGCAAGCAUCACAAGUGAAGAGCUUUGUGCUCAGAUGCCUGCACCUUUUCUGCAAGCUUAUAAAUACGCGCUUAGUUUGAGACCGACUCAGAUGCCUAAGCACGCUUUUUUUAAUGAAUGCCUGAAACAAUGCAUUCCAUUGGGGGUCAAACCAAAUGACCCAUACGAUUGGGACAUUUGCACUUACAAUGUGUGA
This is a messenger RNA of Thelazia callipaeda (thelaziosis nematode), 948 nucleotides long. The record is from the annotation of a GenBank genome assembly. NCBI's taxonomy places the organism in Eukaryota, Metazoa, Nematoda, Chromadorea, Rhabditida, Thelaziidae.